AUGGCAUUCCAACUAAAGCGCAAACGCUCCGACUCGGAGCUUUCAUUUUCAUGCAGCACCACUCUGUCGUCGCCUCCGAGGCCGACGGCAGAUUUCGGCAGUUCGCCGUCGCCGUCCGACGACGUCACGACCUUGCCAGCGAUAUUUCGCGGACGCGGAACGCCUCUACAUUUCAACAGCCGGACACUGAAACGGUACCGCGACAGCCGGCCUUCGGAGGCUGAAGUCCACGAACAUACCCUGAAACUGCUGUACUCGGCGCAGCAGUCGGGGCGCGUCCGACUAUCAUCGGGUCCAGGACAAAAUCGGCAGCAGAUGGUGGGCCUAGGCGGCCAAGACGGGCAAGAUAGUCAGCACGAUCUUCCGGCAUUACAGGGACAGCACAGUCUCGGCCUGGACAGUGUUGAUACAGAUCAGAAUCAGCGCUCACUACACAGCUUUUGGAACAUUGCCCAGCCAGUAUCACGUCAACGAACACCGUUGGUGAUAGAGGCUGACGGAUACACACCAGGGGUUAGCACCAUGCAUGUGUCGCAAGGACCCAAUGGAGCCACGGUUUACAAAGAGGUAGAUUCGGUUAUGGGUUAA
Sporothrix schenckii 1099-18 is the source of this 588-nucleotide messenger RNA. RefSeq lists its product as uncharacterized. The transcript is spliced from 2 exons. Lineage: Eukaryota; Fungi; Ascomycota; Sordariomycetes; Ophiostomatales; Ophiostomataceae. The coding region runs from base 1 to 588 and encodes 195 amino acids. The record is from RefSeq and is a predicted model, not a curated record.